This is a messenger RNA of Electrophorus electricus (electric eel), 2611 nucleotides long. It is a transcript of the gene crb3a, whose product is annotated as crumbs homolog 3a. NCBI's taxonomy places the organism in Eukaryota, Metazoa, Chordata, Actinopteri, Gymnotiformes, Gymnotidae. The record is from RefSeq and is a predicted model, not a curated record.
CAGUUCUUAAUACAUUCUUCUUUACAAGAGGCCUAUAUCUGUAAAAACAAAUCUUUGCGCUUAUUGCCUAACAGUUGCUAACUGGUUAAUAAUAUUGUCCAGAAGGAGGAUGGAUUAACGGUAUUGUGGAAUGUCAAACAUUUUUGAGCCCUCGGAGGGUUGAGAUUAACCGCCUGACCGGAUAGGCUCCAGCUGGAGGUCGCAGCGAGAGUUGCGCAGUACCUGACAAGCAACGAGGCUGCUUCGGCAACUGAGUAGGAAAUAAAUGUGCCGAACAUAUUAAAGCCCUCGAGUAAUAUUUUUUUUUCGGUUGUAGAGUUCUAAAUAGAUAUUUGGAAAUCUAUUUAGCUUUCAAUAUACAAUAGGUAUAGGACAAUAAGUAUCAUGUACACAAAGAACUACAAAUUAAACUAAAAUAGUCCGAGUAUUUUCAAAAUACAGCAGAAUAAGGUUCUUAAAAUACAUCCGACUAUUGUUCAGUGCAGAAUGGAAUCCACGCGUCGCUCCAGUGGGCAGGUGGAUUUUUACGCGAGCUGAACGCGCACAAUGGCACGUCUGUCUCGAGCCACAGGUUGUAGCUGAGCUCAGGUACUGUAAUAUGAGCCCAAACCAUGUGAUCACCAGUGGGAAUUUAGGAGGAAGAAAAAAAAAAACAUCAACGUAUGUGUUGAAUGAUCUCGACAUACCCGUGAGUACGUAUGUGUUUCGCGAGUCGACCAGGACCAGGACAGAAGCCGGCGAGCAGCGUUUGGCCACAAGCAAAAUGCCCGUUAACACAAAACACGAGUGUGGAGGCAGAUUCGCUUUAGUAAACGAAUUCAACUGUUAAGGUGAAGCGGAAGCGACCUAUGAUCGGUCAAACUGGAUGUACCUUCCUACUGAAACCAGAAGAGCCCGAACGUCUUUGGAAAGUGCGCGGACAGAGCACGCCACCAGUGUUGUGGUCCUGUCAGGGCUUGCCAUGGUGUGUUGGUCGCUGCUGAUCAGUGCGCCCCAGGCCUGAGCCUCUGGGUGGAUGAAGGCAGCGUUUGCCUACAAAUGGACUCCACUCCAGCCACAAUGGUGCAGGUGUGGUUAGCCACAGGGAGUGCUUUGCUUCUAGUUAUUGGAACUGCGUCGGCCCAGGAACCUACCACAGUAACGACUACAACUCCCAGCCCUGGGCCCAAUGUUGUGGCGAUCGUGGUGCCCAUAGUGGUGGUGGUGGUGCUGCUGCUAGUCGGGCUGCUCAUCUUCCUCUUCUGCGUGGUGAAGAAGAAGCGGCAGACAGAGGGCACAUACCAGCCCAGCGCCGAGGAGCAGAGUGGGGCACGCAGCGUGGAGGUGCCCAACACCCUCAAGCUGCCCAAGGAGGAGAGACUCAUCUGAGGUGCCCGGCAGCCACUCCCAGCUGCCGUUCCCCCGCCAUGGUGCUGCUCCUGGGCCUGGCCCGCCACCACACCUGCCUCCCUCUCGCUACCGUAGGGGAAGAGUCCAUUUCCAACAAAACGAACAUGAUUAUUUUCUAAUGAAUCGCAGAAGCACAUGAGUGGGACUGGGAGGCGUUUCUGCACAGCUGAAGAUGGGAACGGACGCUCUUCUUAAAACACCUGGCUCUGGUCUGGAAGACUCAGACAAUCUAGAAAACGCUCCCCGCAGGAGUCCUGCGGACAAACACAGACUGCUUUACCAGACUAGUCCAUCUGAAAACCCUGCAGAGAUCCUAGGGUACGGGCAGGCACAAACGUAUGCAAGUGGUCUUGCAAACAGUCUGGCUUUGAACAGACAAUGACCAAAGCUAUCUGGGCUGAUUAGUUCAUAGAUGUGGUACAAAGUGCCAGCAGCAUCUAUAAGGAGAGCCUCCAGAGGUACUUACCUUGGCAGUUCACGACGCACUCGGUUUUUCCUGUUCUUAAGAGUAUAUUGUUACAAUUUCAUUUCAGAUUUUUAAGCGUUGAUUGAAGUUGCUUUGAUUUGCCUGAUGAAGUAUGUGUUGUGUAGUUCAAAAAUGUUUUUCAUAUAAUUUUUAAAAAAUCUAUAAUUUUAAAGACGUUUAUCCAGAUACUCAUAUUGAUCUAAUGUUAGCAAUGCCGAUGCUGGAAGCAUGAUGGUCAGAGAUGAAGUGUUCAUCAGGUUCUUUAUACCAACAGUGAUUGUUUACCUCAGUUUUCACCAUCAACAGAAUACGUGCAACAAUAUUUAUCUGAAAACUCCCACAGUACAGCAAUGAAUUGUAUCUAGGAAAUACAUUAUUUAAUCAAAUACUACAAAUUUAAUCAAACACAUAAUGAAUAUACUUGAAUUAUUUUCUUAUCGCAGAUUCUUUUUAACCUGUAGAUAUUUGAUCCUUUCAUUCAUUCAUUCAUUCAUUCAUUCAUUCAUUCCCUGUCAUUCCUUGUUUCCAGUCAUGAAGAGUAGAUGUGUGCUGUGUAUUAAGUCCUUAUUUUUAUGUGCAGUCAAAUCGUAGCUUACCCUUAUGUCCAGCAUUUCCCGUGAUAGUCUGGACCAUGUUUGUGAACGUACACUGCAGCUGUCUCAAAAAAUUGCUUGUCUAAACACUGAUAAAGGAGAGAAUCACUGACCUGAGCCUGCUUCUCACAGCCUUAGACAUUUUGUCAAGGAGUUUUAUAAG